CGUCCAUCAUCCUUUAUCCGAACAAUCAUCAGCACAUCAAGGGAUGUGAGAAGCGAAGGGAUUCCUUCAUGGCUACCAACGAGACUCCCAACACUGGAAAUACUCAGCCUCAGUCCCAGGUGGAGCAAAACAUUGUGUACAGUCGGGCAUGUCAGCAGUGUAAUCGUAAGAAGACCAAGUGCGACCGUGUUCGUCCUGUGUGUGGCCUGUGUCAUCGGACAGGCAUCGAAUGCGAAUUUCCCCUCAAGCGAAAGACCACUGUCCAGAGCUCGCGACCAAGGAAGAGGCCUUCGCCGGCUGUUAACGAAAGCCUAGAGCGGCUUCUCGAGAUUCUUGAGACCCGCGCAUUGAGCCGAAGUGUAUUUGAUCAAACAUCGCCAGCAGUAGCCGGGUUCUUCGCUCAUGGGGGCCCUUCAGAGGCGAAUCUGGAUCAGGUGGAAUUUGGCGUCUCUCCAAGCCCAAGUGUACCAACAUCAACAAUUGGAACAACCCAAGAAAGCAUAUCUUCGGAUGGUCAGCAGCAUGGAUAUGUCGAAUGUACAGCUGCAGAGCUAUCUUCUCGCUCUCUACCUUCCCAGUCCCCAGGUAGCGGCAACGACUCGAUUUUUCUUCAAGGCGAAGGAGCAGUCACUGAGCCACCAUCAGGUCGCAUUCCAUGCCCACUCGCCCUAGUCCUUGUGGAUAUUUUCUUUGAACAUAUCCAAUGCUGGCUGCCGAUAUUUCACAAACCAAGGUUUAUGCGUAAAUAUGCCCCUAUAUUGAGUAGGGAUGAUGUCCUUUCUGGAUUACCUCCUGAGGAAGGCUUGCUGCUCAGUUCUAUGUUCUCGCUGGCAGCGUGCCAUUGCAACCACGAGUCUCUCAGCCGAAAACCUGCCUUGGAACGUGGAAGAGAAUUUUCGGAGAUGGCUAAUAUAUAUUAUGCCCGCGGUAGGGAGAUAGAUGAUCCCACGCUUGUUUUUCUUCAGGGCUGCGUUCUGCUAGCAUUCUACCAUUCUUGCUCGGGUACAUCGACACAAGGUUGGAUACUGAUAGGUGUCUGUGCAAGACUUGCCUACGAUCUGGGUCUAUCCAGCGUGGAUGAUGAACAUUCUGAGACUGCACAGGGCAAGUCGUGGUCUGAAAAGGAGGAGAUGCGAAGAGCCUGGUGGCUAGUAUGGGAGCUGGACGUCUUCGGAAGUAGUACCUUCUGCCACCCAUUCAUGAUCGACGCCCGCAGGAUGUCCGUUCUUCUUCCAGUUUCAGACGAGCUGUGGUUUGAUGACAAGGAGACCUCGUCGGCAGAGUUGCAGAUCCAACCAGGUUGCUGUUGGAAAUCGUUGCAGGGUGCACAGAACCAAAGUGAGAGGGCUUGGUUUCUCGUUGCAAACUUCCUGCUGUCAUCGGCACAUUCCGCUUCGCAACAGAAACGCCAUAUCUCUCUGGAAAAGCAGACAAUGCUGGAGAAUGACUUGAGCUGCUUGAGGCUGGCGCUUCCAAACUCUAUGGCUCUUGGUUCCGACGUGGUAGACUUUGGGCCAAAUUCAACUCAUGCAAGAAAUUGGGUCAUUGGCGCGCAUCUUAUGCUCUCUGCCACCUCUCAUAUUUUGUCCAGGACUAAUAUGAAGCGUGAAAGUUCGGCGAGCUUUGCAAUGAAACAUCACACAAAUGAUGGAAUAUCACUCCCAACGAGAAAUAUAGCGUACUGGAAUGCCAAGAUACUCUCGCAGUGGUCACCGGAAGAUGUCGCCGACUCGCACCCUUUCUUUGCGUUCCUGCUCAUAUUUCCUCAUCCCACAAUUACCACCUCAAUUGCUGGCGAUGAGGAUACUUUGUCGUCCUGCCGAGAACUUACGAUGUUGUUGCAACGGCAAAUUUCGCGAAGAUGGAGAUGUGGCUCCAUUGCGUUAAGAGUGAAUGAAAUUUGCCAGGAUCCACAAAUGACUUUGUUGCCAGCAGACAGAGCGUUAGUAAAAAGAUAUCCAGCUUUCAUACCAGGAUCAGUACACAGCGUUCAAACGCCGGCUGAGUCGCGUGCGUACAAAGAAAAUUCGAGGAUGCUCCCCAGCGGCGAAUUGCAGAGUAGGCAUCGGACACAAUUUGAAGGGUUUCAAGUUGAUCAAGAAAAUCAAGACUGUGCUGAAGCCGAUCUAUCGCAGCUCAUAGAAUUGGAUUUUCCCCAAGUCGGAGAGAAUUUUGAUACGAGACUCUUCCUUGGUCAAGGGCUACAUCUUGAGGACGAUCCGUUCACAACGUUGCUCGUAUAAAGUCGCGCAAUGAUCUACAACGGAUAGGAAAAUUUAAUCAAAGGAUGUGACUCUAGAAAAAUAUUGAAUUGUGGCAACAUGGGUUUCAUAGUUCGCAUACCAAU
Messenger RNA from Aaosphaeria arxii CBS 175.79, 2347 nucleotides. RefSeq lists its product as uncharacterized. The transcript has 2 exons. Gene Ontology annotation, cellular component: nucleus. The record is from RefSeq and is a predicted model, not a curated record. Gene Ontology annotation, biological process: DNA-templated transcription; regulation of DNA-templated transcription. Gene Ontology annotation, molecular function: zinc ion binding; DNA-binding transcription factor activity, RNA polymerase II-specific; DNA binding. NCBI's taxonomy places the organism in Eukaryota, Fungi, Ascomycota, Dothideomycetes, Pleosporales. The coding region runs from base 69 to 2243 and encodes 724 amino acids.